Messenger RNA from Clupea harengus (Atlantic herring), 1993 nucleotides. RefSeq names its product proton-coupled zinc antiporter SLC30A2-like. The record is from RefSeq and is a predicted model, not a curated record. Gene Ontology annotation, cellular component: plasma membrane. Gene Ontology annotation, biological process: zinc ion transmembrane transport; response to zinc ion. Gene Ontology annotation, molecular function: zinc ion transmembrane transporter activity. Lineage: Eukaryota; Metazoa; Chordata; Actinopteri; Clupeiformes; Clupeidae.
GCAGAUAAGACUGGCCACCCAUGUGAACAGUGAGGCUGGGUGGGACCUGGAGAGUUGAAAGGGCUCACGUGUUCCAUUGCAAAUCAUCUGUUGCAGCAGGCAGAAGUUUGGGACACGUCUCCUGCACACUUGACAGAUAACUUUGUGGCUGCACUGAAAACAAACCGAAUUUUGAGUUAUGAGUUUGAAAAAGCCACUUCUUGACGGGGGGCAGAAUUCUAAAACAUUUCCAUUGGAGAUUCUAGGAUCUUUCCGUGACUCCAAAGAAGAAUACCUCCAUACAGGAGGAGUGGACAAAGAGGACAAGGCCAGUCCACCGCCAACACAGACACUAACCCCAUCUCAUUGCCAUGGUGACAGAACAUCAUGGGGCGAGGACAGAGAAAAACAGCUGGCCAAGAAGAAACUUAUCAUCACCUCAGUUGUCUGCUUGGUGUUUAUGGUUGGGGAAGUGAUCGGUGGCUAUGCAGCACACAGUCUGGCCAUCAUGACUGAUGCAGCGCACCUCCUCACAGACUUCAGCAGCAUACUAGUCAGCAUCUUCUCCCUGUGCAUCUCCUCCAGACCACCCUGCAAAGCCAUGACAUUCGGGUGGCAUCGCUCAGAGAUCCUCGGCGCUCUGGUCUCUGCUCUCUCCAUCUGGGCAGUAACUGCAGUGCUGGUGUUCAUUGCCAUCCAGAGGAUCUUAAACGAUGACUAUGAGAUCCACAGUGGCAUCAUGCUCAUCACCUCUGGCUGUGCGGUAGGGGUCAACAUAAUCAUGGCCCUGAUCCUCCAUCAGUCUGAUACCUCCCACGGCCACAGUCACAGCCUGUCACAUGGCCACAACCACGGCUCCUCUCAGGCAGCGCGUAACCAUGGCAACGCUAGUGUGCGGGCGGCAUUCAUCCAUGUGGUAGGGGACCUGCUGCAGAGUCUGGGAGUCUUCCUGGCUGCCAUCAUCAUUAACUGCUGGCCUGAAUACAAAGUAGCUGAUCCCAUCUGCACUUUCUUAUUUUCUGUGUUUGUGCUCGCAACAACUGUUACUAUCCUGAGGGACAUCUUCAGAGUACUCAUGGAAGGAGCCCCACGUGGCCUUGACUUUGACUCGGUGAAGGAGGCCCUUCUUACAGUGAGCGGUGUCCGAGCUGUGCAUGACCUUCACGUGUGGGCUCUGACAUUAAACCACACACUUCUGUCUGCUCACCUGGCUGUUGAGGACACGGCCAAUCCUCAGCAGGUCCUGGUGGAGGCUACGGAACUGCUUCAAUCUAGACACGGCUUCCACAGCAUCACCAUCCAAAUUGAGACCUACUCCAGAGAUAUGGCCUUCUGUUCUCAGUGUCUGGAGCCCAUGGACUGAGAGCCCUCAACCCCACACACCUGAGAGUUGAGGGAGCAUCGAUCUCUGUGGUGGAAGAACUUCAAGCCGGCUAAUACUUCCUGAAGCAUGUUCUGACUGCUGUUGACAGCACACAUAUGUGGUUCCUUGAACAGAAUUCACAGCAUAUCUGUGUGCGGGUCAGAAGUUCAUUCUCUCCUGUGUGUAGGCCCCUCUGGUUGUUCGUGAUAAUGUUCCAGCUCGGUGGGAAAGCUCCUCAUUCUAUCAAUAUUAGCCUUUCUGUGAAGAUAAGGACUGACAAGCUGAGCUAUUCCCAUAUGACAAAAAUAAUACUGUCAAACUACUGUUUGAUGGGUGUUGAAGGUCUGUCACAGGUCUCUCUGAAGGUAAUUUUCACUUAUUACACAAAGGUGCAAUCUUCUAUAUCUGUGAAUAUAUAUAUAUAUAUAGCAUACACUCUUUAGAUUGUAGAUCAUACUUCAGAUCAUAAGACAGGUCUGCCUUUUUUGUCUCCGAUUACAGAAAACAUUCCUAUACCUACACCUGAGGUCCAAAAGUAUACACAUCCUAAUUCUAUUAUAUAGAUUUUCAAAAGAGAAAACACAUCUAUUAUUUUCAUAUAACCUGAUUAAAUGAUGAUACUGAGUAGAACAUGUGCUUGAACCACAAAAA